AAAAAGAUUUUUAAAAAAAAAAAAACACCGACGGCCGUAAUUAACGACAUUUGACUCGUCUCGACGUGGUCAGCCACGUGUCAAGGUGUGAUUGGCGUAUUCAGAGUUGAAGGACACCGUAAAACGUGUCGUCGCCAGAACCCGGAUCCGCGACGCCGUGCGAAAGGACCAAAUUCAGCUCAGCCGUCUUUCUCCAUAGAAAUCGAAAACCCUAAACCGUUGUUCAACCUCUAAGCCAAAUCAGUUUAAGUUUGUUCUCCAAGACCACAAUCAAAUUUUGAAUACCUUUUCAUUUGAUGGUGGUUAGGGAAGGUUCCUUGCUGAAAUCUCAGAAAUGAGAGGGUUGCUCCUCUAUCGGUUAUUCAUCCUCAUCUUAUGCUUGGCUCUCGCAUUCGGAACUUCAUUGGAUUCUGAAGGAUCUGAUUCGGAAGCAGAGCUCAGCAGCAGCUCAGAAGUCACCAAUUUCCCGUUAUCCCUCACACAUAAACAUGAAACAGCAUUAGUGGUGGCUCCAGAUGGCAUGAUGCAUCUAGUGAGUUCAGGAAAAAUCCUGUGGUCAUUUACAUCAGGCUCAUCUAUAUAUGAAUCAUUUCAUGAUCUGCCUGAUAACCGUGGCGGUGACCAUAAUUUGUCUACUGAGGGACAAAACUUCUACAUAGAUUUUGGAGAAAAUGAUUGGAAACUGUACCUGUACCUACAUGGGGAUAACUUAACAAAAGUGGAGCUCCGACAGAGUGUUGAUGAAAUUCUGAGGCACACUCCACAUAUCUUUGAUAGUGGAGUCAUGGUAGGAUCAAAAAAGACCACUGUAUUUCUUGUCGAUUCUAAAACUGGAAGAAGGAUUCAUACAUCCAAGUCAGAUAUGUUCGGGGAUAAUGAGGUUGCUGAAAAUCCACUUAUGGAAAGGAAUGAUUACUUGGAUUUAGUUGGCAAUCUACUGUACAUAAAGAGAACUGACUAUGUUUUUAAGUACGAAUGUACAAAGACAAGGAAAGUUGUAUGGUAUCUACAGUUUGCUGUUUUUGAAGCUUCAUUGAAAUGUGAAAGCGUUGACAAUUUUCUUGGUGGACUUUCUGAUAAAGUAAAUUAUGUUGGUCCAAGGCAUGAAGGUUGUUCAACAAUGGUACCUGUCUAUAGAUUUCGAAGUCCCAAUGCAUCAACAUCACAACAGGCUCUUCUUGUAGACAUAUCUCUUCCUUUACCUGCUGCAGAUCAUAAUCUUGUAAUGCCCAUUGAACAAUUUUUCAAAUUCCAUCAGAACAAUAAAGUUGCGUCACAAAAGGCUCUACUUGGAGAGAGAUUUCUUUCUUUACCUGCUGCAGAUCAUAAUCCUGUAAUGCCCAAUGAAGGCAAAGCUGUGCAUGCUUUGCCUGCUCCUUUGCCUGAUGAAUUUGCAAUCAUGAGUCUGCCUACGGGAGAUAAUCAAGUGGUCAUAGAAUCAAGUUUUUUAUCAGGGUCUUAUUUCUGGUCUUUUGUUCUCUUUGGCACUUUGGUGCUACUCAUUGUGGCUUUCCUUUUCUAUAUGGCUUCUUCAGUAAAGGACAAAUGGUUUAAGUUGCGAAAUCAGGCUGUGGAUAAAAAAUUAGAAGUUAUGACACCAAAAAAGAAGAAACUUCGGAAGUCUGGAAUUAACAAGAAAAGUCCAAAUAUUGAGAAAGGUAAGGAAAAGGUUUUCACUGAUGAGUCUUCUUUCGCUCAUGGACUUCCAGACAGUGGAAACACUGAAAACCAGAUGCAGAUUAAGUUGCUUGAUAGGUAUGGUAAUCUGGUGGAUGGACGCAAGAUAGGUAAAUUGUUUGUCUCUAACAAGGAAAUUGCCAAGGGAAGCAAUGGCACUGUCGUACUUGAGGGUAUAUAUGAUGGCCGUCCUGUUGCUGUUAAACGCCUUGUGCAAACCCAUCAUGAUAUAGCACUGAAGGAGAUACAGAAUCUUAUUGCCUCUGAUCACCACCCAAACAUUGUGCGAUGGUAUGGAGUGGAGCACGAUCAAGAUUUUGUCUACCUUUCUCUUGAGCGCUGCACUUGUAGCUUAUAUGAUUUGGUUUCACAGUACUCUAACUCUUUUGAGAUGAAGAUUUAUGGAAAUGACCAAGAUUCCAUCUCUAGAAGUGAUUUCAAUCGACAAGGACAAAGGGCAUCUGACAAUAAUCGCAAUGUCAAGGAUUUUGAGUUGUGGAAGGCCAAUGGUUAUCCUUCGCCAAAGUUGCUAAAACUGUUGAGCGAUAUUGUUCAUGGCCUUGCCCAUUUGCAUGAACUCGGUAUUAUUCAUAGGGACUUGAAACCUCAAAAUGUUCUAAUUGUCAAAGAAAAACCAAUGCGUGCAAAGAUUUCAGAUAUGGGUAUCAGUAAAAGCCUUGCUGGAGACGUGUCUUCUUUAAGCAGAAGUGUUACCGGUUAUGGGAGUUCGGGGUGGCAAGCACCAGAACAACUUCGUCAUGAACGUCAAACACGUGCAGUAGACUUGUUUAGUUUAGGUUGUGUCCUGUUCUUUUGCAUCACUGGUGGAAAACAUCCAUAUGGUGAUAGUUUUGAACGUGAUGUAAAUAUAGUUAAUGAUCGGAAAGACCUCUUCUUGAUAGAGAAUAUUCCCGAAGCUACUGAUCUGAUAUCUCGACUCCUACAUCCAAAUCCAGUGUCUAGGCCAGCUGCUAUGGAGAUUAUAAAUCACCCUUUGUUUUGGAAGCCCGAAACAAGGUUGGCUUUUCUUCGAGAUGCUAGCGAUAGGGUAGAACUAGAGGAUAGAGAGGCCGACUCUGAUAUCCUGAAAGCAUUAGAAAGUAUAAAAACCGAGGCUUUGGGUGGUCAAUGGGACGCAAAAAUGGACAGCGCCUUCAUCAACGACAUUGGUCGCUAUAGGCGAUACAAGUUUGACAGCGUUAGAGACCUGUUGCGGGUUAUUAGAAACAAGCUAAACCACUACAGAGAACUGUCAAAGGAGAUCCAGGAACUCCUGGGACAGGUUCCUGAAGGAUUUGACAGUUAUUUCUCAAGUCGGUUUCCCAGACUUGUAAUGGAAGUUUACAACGUCAUUCGGAUAUACUGUGGAGAAGAAGAAACCUUUAGAAUCUAUUUCAAAAACAAUCACAUCUAACAUUUUAUUUGUGGUGUAUAAUUGUAUAUAUAUGUUGUAAAUUGUUCAUAUUAUUGUAAGUUACACACGAGCUCUGUGCUCAUUGUAAUAUUGAUGUUUGAUAUGACACAGGAACUAACUAGCUUUGCUGGUAAAACAAUCAGGUUAAUUGUAGAUUAUGUUUAGAAGUCGGUCAAAGUACGGAUCGGGUCAUGUACUUAUAGUGUUUUGUUCAAUUUAGUCUAUGUAUUUUUAUUUUGUUCAGAAGUCCCUAUACUUUAAAAAGUUGUGCAAUUAAGGAGAA
Ipomoea triloba (trilobed morning glory) is the source of this 3374-nucleotide messenger RNA. Its product is annotated as serine/threonine-protein kinase/endoribonuclease IRE1b. The record is from RefSeq and is a predicted model, not a curated record. The transcript has 6 exons. Gene Ontology annotation, biological process: intrinsic apoptotic signaling pathway in response to endoplasmic reticulum stress; IRE1-mediated unfolded protein response; protein phosphorylation. Gene Ontology annotation, cellular component: IRE1-TRAF2-ASK1 complex. Bases 335 to 3091 code for a protein of 918 amino acids. Gene Ontology annotation, molecular function: protein serine/threonine kinase activity; RNA endonuclease activity; ATP binding. Lineage: Eukaryota; Viridiplantae; Streptophyta; Magnoliopsida; Solanales; Convolvulaceae.